AUGGGCGACAUCCGCUUCAACUCCGGCUACCUCCAGACCAACCGUGGUGUCAUCAAGAUCGUCCAGAUCAUCAUCGGCUUCAUCAUCAGCGGACUUUACUGCGGUGGAUGGACCAAGGGUGGAUGCUAUGGAUACGGACAACUCGGCUAUGCUACCAGCUUGAACUCAAUUGUGACCAUCAUCAACAUUGUCCUCUUCAUUCUCAACAUCCUUAACCUCAAGUUCUGGAAGCUGGAGCGAAUUUACGGAAUCAUCUGCACGGUGCUGUUCCUGAUCGCAGCCGCCCUGAUGGUGUGGUUCUUGGUUGUUGAGUCGAGGAACUACAACUCGACCUCGGUUAUUGGAACCAUCCUGAUCGUCGUCCAAUUCCUUCUCUUCCUGUGGGACGUCAAGAUCCUCCAAGGAGAAGCCUGGAAC
Mesorhabditis spiculigera is the source of this 417-nucleotide messenger RNA. NCBI's taxonomy places the organism in Eukaryota, Metazoa, Nematoda, Chromadorea, Rhabditida, Rhabditidae. The record is from the annotation of a GenBank genome assembly.